Messenger RNA from Cavia porcellus (domestic guinea pig), 1163 nucleotides. RefSeq names its product apolipoprotein R-like. NCBI's taxonomy places the organism in Eukaryota, Metazoa, Chordata, Mammalia, Rodentia, Caviidae. Gene Ontology annotation, biological process: negative regulation of complement activation, classical pathway. The record is from RefSeq and is a predicted model, not a curated record. The coding region runs from base 433 to 1041 and encodes 202 amino acids. The transcript is spliced from 4 exons.
UGAGGACUGCUACCAGCAGGAGACAGUGCAGCCUGACCAUGGUAUCUCUGAAGAACGUGCUCCACAGACCAAGAAACACAGUGUACGUGGAGAUAACAGAUCAACAAGUACCUGUGUUGUCAUGAGAGAAAACAAGCAAGGAAAUCCGUAAGUUAUGAUUAACAGUUACAAUCUCUAGUGUGUACUCUUGCACACUCAUGUCCUUCUCCCCUAGACUUGGAGCUUUACUGGAUGACCUGUGUCGGCUUAUCCUGACCUGGUCUACUGAACACUAGCCCUCCCAUCUCGUGACUCAUCACUAUAACCUUGUCAAGACUCAGCUUUUUGGUUCAGACAUCAGAUUACUUGUGAUUUGGAGCUUCAACUUUAGCCUGAUUCAGGGCUUCUGAGAAGGCUGAGCCCCAGUGCGCUCUCUCUCCAACUUUCUGCAUCAUGCCCCGCAAACUGCAGAGAAUUUUACCAGCACUGUGGCUUCUCGGAGUCUUGUCUUCAAUGUGGUGUCCACCUGUCCUGUGUGGUGAGUACAAAGGUUGCCCUUUGCCUCCUAGAAUUGCCCACGGACAUCAUAAACGCAUCAAUACAUACAGUAUUUUCAAACCCGAGGUUGCAUACGAAUGUGAUGAAGGGUACAGUCUGGUUGGACAAGCAAGACUCACCUGCGGUUAUUCACACUGGUCACCUGAAGCUCCCCAAUGCAAAGCUCUUUGUCUGAAGCCAAAGAUAAAAAACGGAAAGCUGUCUGUGAAUAAGCCUUGGUAUACUGAAUCUGAGAACGUCACCAUCUUUUGUGACUCUGGCUUUGGCCUAGUGGGUUCCCAAAGUAUCACUUGCUCUCAAAAUAGAACCUGGUCCCCAGAGGUGCCCAAGUGUGACUGGGAGGUCCCCAAAGGCUGCGAGCAAGUGGUCGCAGGCAGGAAGCUCAUGCAGUGCCUGCCGAGCGUGGAGGAGGUGAAAUUAGCCCUGGAGGUAUACAAGCUGUCCCUGGAGAAUGAACUACUGGAACUACAGAGGGACAAGUCCAAAAAAUCCAUGCAAGUGUAAUCACUGCAACUCUUCCCUAAAAAGAGAGGAAAACAUGUAGGUGCCUUUGAUUCAAGGUGGAUCGCUUGAGUCCAGUCUCUUUGGCACUGAUAUUCAUGAUAGUAAAUAUUCAUGUUUCCAAA